Oldenlandia corymbosa var. corymbosa is the source of this 3981-nucleotide messenger RNA. NCBI's taxonomy places the organism in Eukaryota, Viridiplantae, Streptophyta, Magnoliopsida, Gentianales, Rubiaceae. The record is from the annotation of a GenBank genome assembly.
AUUUUAUUGUUUGUUAUUUUUAUCUUCUACUUUCUCCCUCUUCCUUUGGAUUUUGGAACUCCCAAAUCCUCUUUCGUUCUCUUAAUCCCUCCACAUAGUCCAUUAAUCUCUACUUUGAUCGUCCCCACCAUUUUCAUCCUUCUUAGUUCUCACCAGCCUCUUCCUCUGUGUUGUUGAUUCAAGAAGCCAGAGACCCCUUCUCUGGAAUCCGCCAAUAUAUUCAAAUAGCGAAUAAAAAGAUGGAUUCCAGAAGGCAAGUAUUUGCAGUUGAUCUUCUUGAAAGAUAUGCUGCAAAGGGACAUGGAGUCAUUACAUGUAUGGCUGCAGGGAAUGAUGUCAUUGUUCUGGGAACAAGUAAAGGGUGGAUCAUCCGGCAUGAUUUUGGAGUUGGAGAUUCCUAUGAUAUUGAUCUUUCGGCUGGUAGGUCUGGAGAUCAGUCAAUUCAUCGAGUGUUUGUUGAUCCUGGUGGUAGUCACUGUAUAGCUACAGUGGUGGGUCCUGGAGGUCCUGAUACUUUUUAUGUACAUGCUAAAUGGACUAGGCCACGUUUGCUUAGCAGAUUUAAGUCUCUUAUUGUGAACGCUGUUGCAUGGAACCGACAAUUAAUCACAGAAGGUGUUGUUAUUGUUCUUCUGCUCAUACAUAUUAUCUUUUUGAUAUUUGCUCUGUACAUAAUUGUUAUGAGUAUUUAUAAUAUUAUGAGGGAUGCAUAUAUAUUCACAGCAUCGACAAGGGAAGUUAUCCUGGGUACAGAAAAUGGCCAGCUUUUCGAAUUGGCUGUUGAUGAGAAGGAUAAAAAGGAGAAGUAUAUAAAGUUUUUGUUUGAACUGAAGGAACUUCCUGAAGCUUUCACUGGAUUGCAGGCUCGGUUCUUUCUCUAUUCCUUUAUAUCCUCUUACUCUCUUCAUUGAUUAGUUUUGUUCGUAUGGGCGCAUCUCAUUGCUCACUUAGUCAUUUGCUUUUUCAACUUAUUUGCUGCUCAAGUAUGUGCAAUUUGUUAAAAUGUUGUUAGAGAAAUCCUGAGAAACUUUAUCUUUGAUCUGUAUACAGAUGGAAACAGCGACCGUGAUGCAUGGAACUGCAAUUAGAUACUAUGUGAUGGCUGUUACCCCCACUAGACUUUAUUCUUACACAGGAAUAGGUUCAUUAGAGUCUGUUUUUGCAAGUUAUGUGGACCGUGCAGUUCAUUUCAUGGAACUUCCUGGUGAAAUACCUAAUAGCGAACUGCACUUCUUUAUCAAACAAAGGAGGGCUAUACACUUUGCAUGGCUUUCAGGAGCAGGAAUAUAUCAUGGAGGGCUAAAUUUUGGCGCACAACAUAGUUCACCAGAUGGUGAUCAGAAUUUUGUGGAGAACAAGGCUCUUUUGGCCUACUCAAAAUUGGGGGAAGGAGGUGAAGCUUUGAAGCCUAGUUCUAUGGCUGUGUCUGAGUAUCAUUUUCUUCUCCUCAUCGGGAACAAGGUCAAGGUUGUUAAUAGGAUUAGUGAGCAGAUAGUAGAGGAGCUUUAUUUUGAUGAAUCCGUAGAUGCAGUUUCUAGGGGUAUAAUGGGAUUAUGUAGCGAUUCAUCGGCUGGAUUGUUUUAUGCUUAUGACCAGAACUCCAUCUUUCAGGUUUCUGUAAAUGAUGAGGGCCGAGAUAUGUGGAAAGUGUAUUUAGAUUUAAAGGAAUAUGCUGCUGCUCUGGCAAAUUGUCGUGAUGCUCUCCAAAAAGACCAAGUGUAUUUGGUACAGGCUGAAGCUGCUUUUUCUGCUAAGGAUUUCCUUAGAGCUGCAUCCUUUUAUGCAAAGAUUAAUUAUGUGUUAUCAUUUGAAGAGAUCACUUUGAAGUUCAUUAGCAUUGGCGAACAGGAUGCUCUGAGAACGUUCCUUCUUCGCAAGCUUGAUAUUCUUGCUAAGGAUGAUAAAUGCCAAAUAACGAUGAUUUCCACUUGGGUUACGGAACUAUACUUGGACAAGAUCAAUCGGCUACUUCUCGAAGAUGAUGGUGCUUCUGGAAAGGCUACUUCAGAAUAUCAACUAAUUAUCCAAGAGUUUCGUGCUUUUUUAUGUGACUGCAAGGACGUUUUGGAUGAGACAACCACUAUGAAGUUACUAGAAAGCUAUGGAAGGGUUGAUGAAUUGGUGUUCUUUGCAAAUCUGAAGGAGCAAUAUGAGAUCGUGAUUCGCCACUAUAUCCAGCAAGGAGAAGCUAAGAAAGCACUACAAGUUCUUCAGAAACCUAAUGUUCAAAUAGAACUUCAGUAUAAAUUUGCUCCAGACCUCAUGGUGCUUGAUGCUUAUGAAACUGUUGAGUCAUGGAUGACCACCAAGGAUCUGAACCCAAGAAAGCUAAUUCCUGCUAUGAUGCGAUAUUCAAGUGAACCUCACGCUAGGAAUGAGACACAUGAAGUGAUCAAAUAUCUUGAGUAUUGUGUUCAUCGCUUGCUGAAUGAAGAUCCUGGUGUUCACAAUUUGUUACUUUCUCUGUACUCCAAGCAGGAAGAUGAGAGUGCUCUUCUACGUUUCUUGCAAUGCAAAUUUGGUAAAGGGCGAUCAAGUGGCCCUGAAUUUUUCUACGAUCCCAAAUAUGCUUUACGCCUCUGUCUAAAAGAGAAGCGCAUACGUGCCUGUGUUCAUAUAUAUAGCAUGAUGUCCAUGCAUGAAGAGGCAGUUGCUCUUGCAUUGCAAGUUGAUCCAGAGCUUGCCAUGGCGGAAGCUGACAAAGUUGAAGAUGAUGAAGAUUUGAGGAAGAAACUUUGGCUAAUGGUUGCCAAACAUGUCAUAGACCAGGAAAAGGGUACUAAAAGGGAUAAUAUUCGUAAAGCUAUUGCUUUCCUGAAAGAAACAGAUGGGCUCUUAAAGAUAGAGGAUAUUUUGCCCUUCUUUCCGGACUUUGCUUUGAUCGAUGAUUUUAAGGAGGCAAUCUGUUCAUCUUUGGAGGACUACAAUGAGCAAAUUGAGAAAUUGAAGCAGGAAAUGAAUGAUGCAACAUAUGGAGCUGACAAUAUAAGAAAAGAUAUUAGUGCACUUGCUCAACGGUAUGCUGUCAUAGAGCGUGAUGAAGAGUGUGGGGUCUGUAGAAGGAAGAUAUUGAAUUUAAACAAGGAGUAUCAGAUGUCACAGGGUUAUGCAUCAGCUGCUGCAAUGGCUCCUUUCUAUGUGUUUCCUUGUGGACAUUGCUUUCAUUCUCAGUGUUUGGUCACCCAUGUGACUAGUUGCACUAAUCAAACCCAUGCAGAAUUUAUUUUGGAUCUGCAGAAGCAACUGACACUACUUUGUAAUGAGCCGACUAAUAAGCAGCAUUCCAAUGGUGGUGGAUUAUCUGAAGACGAACCAAUAAUGAGCAUGAUGACCCCAGUAGAGAAGGUAAAUUUCAAACAUGACUUCUCUCGUGUUAUAUGUUACUUGAUUGUUGUUUAACUGGAAUCAGUGUGUUGCAGAUACGAUCACAGUUAGAUGAUGCUAUUGCCAGUGAAUGCCCAUACUGCGGGGACCUGAUGAUACAGGAAAUUUCGAAACCUUUCAUUCGGGCUGACCAAGUCGAUGAGAUCCGAUCAUGGGAGAUCAAACCACAACAUAACACAGCAGCGCAGAAAAGCCUGUCUUUACCUGCGUAGUUAUGGCCAGACUUUGCUUGGGUUUGUGUUUUUGUCCUCUCCUUCCUGUAGGUUGUUUAAUGUGUAUUACUACUAUGUAAACAAAUUACCUUAUCAACGGAACACAGUUGUUCAAAUUCAAGGUCAGAGUUGGUUUUAUUUUCCUUUUUCAAAAAAAAAAAACGACAAUCAAUUGUAUAGGAGGAGAAGUGGAAUAAAGAUUUGCAUCUAUAUCAUUUUACAAAAUUAUACUACUACAAUCCUUGCAUUUGUAUAUGAAUCAUGAAUGAAGGAAUUGUUGUUAUUGUUGAAUAGCGCACUGAAACCUUGUGUGAUAGCCAAGUGUUUAGAAGUUUUAAUUCAACACAUUUUCAAAUGCAUUCAUCUAAUAGUAAUAUCCCACUUG